AUGAAUUUGAAGAAAGCAAAGGGCAAAGAGAAAUUACAGGAAGAUGUUGGCCCCUCUGAUGAUGAAGUGUUUGUUGAUUUGAACUGUUGUGAGGACUGCUCUGAGGAGGAAGAUGAAAUCAUUGAGAAGGAAGAUGAAAUCAUUGAGGAGGAAGAGCAUGACAUAGGUAAUGAGGAGGAAAAUGAAAUCAUUGAGAAGCUGAAGCAGAAAAGGAAACAGAGAGAGGAUCCUAUGCAUCACUUUGAAGGAGACACAGAAGUGGAAGAGAUGUGUCCAGAGGCAGAGGACUCAGACACAAAACCUGAGACACCUCUUCCUCAAACAUUCAAGAAAGUAGGCAAAGCAGGCCCCACUACAAGAUCACACCAUGAAGCUGACAUUGAGGUAAUUCCUGAUUUCAUUCCAUCUGAUGAUUCUGCUUGUUUCCCUGGGGACUAUGGCAUUAGUGAUUCAGAUGAUGAGUCAGGUCUACCAGUGCCCUGUGGAAGGAAGAGUCAAGCCAAGAGGGCCAGGACUAGGAUCUGGUAUGAUGAGACCAAGCCAGAUGCUCAUGACCAACUUUGCUUGAGUAUGUGCUUCACUGAUGUGUAUCAGUUUAGAAGAGCACUUAGGAAUUUUCAUAUCAGAAUCCUUAGAAAUUUCCAGUACCAUAGGAACUGCAAGGAUAGGAUCAUUGUGCAUUGCAAAGAAAGGGACAAUGGGUGUCCUUUUUUCAUGACUGCAUCCACAAUUGCUCAUGAGAAGACAUUCUGCAUCAAGAAGAUGAAGUUGUUGCACACUUGUGGUGCACAUGGAGAAAAAACCAAAGUGACAGUUGACUGGAUGGCCAGAACAUGUGAGCAGCAACUGAGAGAUAAUCCAAGGGCUGGUGUUGAUGCAAUUUUAAAAAGAACAAAGACUAAGUAUGGGCUGGAAGUGCCAAAGACCAAGGCCUACAGGGCAAGGUCAUUGGCCAUUGAAGUGGUGGAAGGUGACAUGAAGGGACAAUACACAAGGUUUAGGGAUUAUCUUCAAGCUGUGCUUGAUACCAACCCUGGGAGCAGAUGCAUUGUGACUACCAGAGAGCUUGAGCUCCAUCCUAGCCCAAAUCCUAGGUUCCACUACAUGUUCUACUGUCUGAAUGCUUCAAAAGAAGGUUUCUUGAAUGGGUGUAGGCCCUUUAUAGGUUUAGAUGGUUGCUUUAUCAAGCUUUCUACUGGGCAACAGAUACUUGCUGCCACUGGUAGGGAUGGGAAUAACAACAUAUUCCCUAUUGCAAUUGGUAUUGUUGAUAAGGAGGACAAGGAAAGUUGGACUUGGUUUCUUAGCCAAUUAAGAGCUUGCCACUACAAGAUCACACCAUGA
This is a messenger RNA of Aegilops tauschii subsp. strangulata, 1344 nucleotides long. Lineage: Eukaryota; Viridiplantae; Streptophyta; Magnoliopsida; Poales; Poaceae. The record is from RefSeq and is a predicted model, not a curated record.